Messenger RNA from Armigeres subalbatus, 1592 nucleotides. RefSeq lists its product as uncharacterized. NCBI's taxonomy places the organism in Eukaryota, Metazoa, Arthropoda, Insecta, Diptera, Culicidae. The record is from RefSeq and is a predicted model, not a curated record. The coding region runs from base 780 to 1478 and encodes 232 amino acids. The transcript has 3 exons.
ACGUAUUUAUGGGUGAAAUGCCAUUUACCCAUAUUUGAGUACAAGUAGUUCAUAAAAAUAUUGGUAAUAUUUACCUAUUUAUGAGUACAACAUUAUAGGUAAAAUUCACCUAAAUAUGGGUAAUAUUUUUUUGUUUGUUCUUUACUGUCACAUUGCAUAAAAUUCAUUUUUCACGUAAUAAAAAAUAUAUAAAUAUUGCGCAGAUUCCUCCUUCUUAGACACCUGCGCGAGAAUUAUUCGCGUUUUUUUUUCCCCGUGUCACACACACAUAUGCAUGGGCACUUUUUGACGUUUCUAUGUUUGUAACCAUUCUAAACUGACUGUGCACUCUGUAAACAAAAACAACCUGCUGUGUUGGAAAUCUCUUCAAGCAAUUUUGUGUAAAAACAAACUGUGAUUCAUAAUUUCCCUUUUCCGUGAAUAACUACCAAUGACGAGCUCCAAAAAAACUGCGGUUAGACUUGGAGGAAAGCGGUGAACCAGCUAUACACAGUCCUGAAAGUGGUGCUCUUUUCUUAAAUGAAGAAUAUUUGGAGCAGCUCGAAGGAACAUCCAGUGAUCCUCUGAGUGCUCAUAUAGAUUACGAUCCAAAUUUAUCUGAAUCCCAAUUUUCGGAUGCAGAACAGGUAAAGAACUUGAACGAAGGUUUUUCGCGAGAUAAGCUGCCUGCUGGUCUUUAUGGGUGCUGGUUGCUGGUAGCCGUUCGGAAUUUUAAGGGACACAGCUCCGGAAAAGAAGUAGGCAGAUGGGGCGUCGCUGGAAAUUCCGUGGAUGAAUUUAUGAACAGUUGCUGGAAGCUAUCACAUACAUUUUUGAAGCGGGAGGGGGUAUUCACUUGCGACGAAAGUGGUGUAGCAAAACCAUCAUGGAGUGAGAAAGUUUCUCCAGAGGAAGACGACUUUGUGAGAUUUGCACUUUUCAACGAUAAGUCUGUGCGAGAUACGUUGAUGGGACCCGGCACAUUAGACAAAUCCGGAGCUGCUUCUAACGCAACAAUAGAUGAACUAAGCGCAAAACUUCGAGGUGAGCAUGGCCUACAUUGGGAAGCACAUAAUGUUGCAUGGAUGAUGUGGGCAAAUGUGAUUGCAGUAUCAGCGAGAGUAUCAGAGCCCCAUGUUCAAGAAGGAAUGAUAUACGAUGCUCCUCCUGCCCAUUUGGCUAAAUUAUUCCGGGCCAAAGAGCAACCACGAGUGCAAUCUAUUUCCCGAAAUUUCUCCAUGGCCCACAGUGUUAAUGACGGUUACCAAGACGAUAUCUCGGCUAUCAAACGCAGUUUUAAUCAGCUGGAGGAGAUGCUUCGUGGCGUUAAUAAGGGAAUGCAACUUUUGAAGAAACAUAUUGAGUCACUGGAAUCAAGAGAAGUUUUGGGGGAUUCAUUUUUGUCAGCAGCGGAGCAAGCAGUGCUUGUUGAGGAAACGGGUUUUAGUUCUUCAUUGGCUCGGAAUGUUACUGAUGCAGAAGAUGUUGAUCACAUGUGAUUAAUUACGCUACAUUGAACGCAUUAUAAAUCGGACACGAAAUGAUUUCAAGUUGUUUGGUAAAACUUACCAUUUAUCGAUUUUAUUUCUGAUGAACUGUUAAAAAAUAAACGA